This is a messenger RNA of Plasmodium relictum, 1047 nucleotides long. RefSeq names its product glyoxalase I, putative (gene GloI). NCBI's taxonomy places the organism in Eukaryota, Apicomplexa, Aconoidasida, Haemosporida, Plasmodiidae. The record is from RefSeq and is a predicted model, not a curated record. The transcript has a single exon. Bases 1 to 1047 code for a protein of 348 amino acids. Gene Ontology annotation, molecular function: metal ion binding; lactoylglutathione lyase activity.
AUGAAAGAAAAUAUUUUAAAUUUUGGGAAAAAGUAUAAUAUAACAUGGCAACAAACUAUGUUGCGUAUUUAUAAUCCUGAAGAAACAAUAGAAUUUUAUGAAAAAAAUUUUGGUAUGAUAAAUAUUCAUACUUAUCAUUUUAAUGAACAUAAUUUCUCUUUAUAUUUUAUGAUAACUCCUCCAUAUGAUGAAGAAGAAAAGAAAAAGUUGCCCCCAAAAAAUACUAGAGAGUCGGAAAAAUACCUUUGGAAUCUUAAUACUGUUUGUUUAGAAUUAACUCACAAUCAUAAUAGUGAAGAGAAGUUAAGCAACGGUAACAAUGAAAAUGAUAGGGGAUUUGGUCAUAUAGCAUUCAAUUGUCAUGAUGUUGUAGAAUUAUGUGAUAAACUUUUAAAAAAAAGUGUAAGAUUUCACAAAUUGCCCCAUGAAACGAAAAUGAAAAGUAUUGGAUUUGCUUUAGAUCCCAAUAACUAUUGGAUAGAAAUAGUUAAAAGAUCAAAUGAAGUAAUAUGGAAAGAUAAAAAAGACAUUACUAAUUUUUCUCAAACUAUGAUUAGAGUAAAAAACCCUGAAAAAAGCUUAUAUUUCUAUAUAAAUAUAUUAGGUAUGAAAUUAGUUCACAUUAAGCAUAAUGAUAAUUUUUCUUUAUAUUUUUUAAAGUCUACUUAUUUAAAUGAAAAAAAUACAAGCACUUCAGAUGAAGGAUCAUAUGAUUUUAAUUCAUUAAAGAAUUCAUUUCAAUCUAAUGAAUCAUAUGAAAAUUUUAAAAAAUCUUGGCAUCCUGUUUUAGAAUUAACACAUAAUCAUGGAACUGAAGAAGAUGAAAAAUUUUCAUAUCAUAAUGGUAAUACUGAACCUAGAGGUUUUGGCCAUUUAGGAUUUUUAGUAGAUAAUUUAGAGGACUAUUGCAAAGAAUUAGAAAAUUUAAAUAUUACUUUUAAAAAAAAAGUAAACGAAGGAUUGAUGAAAAAUAUUGCUUUUAUCUAUGACCCAGAUAAUUAUAUAAUUGAACUAAUUCAAAGGGAUACAACAUUUAAUCGUAAUUAA